GUAUCGAGGAGGUCCUUCUGGCAUCCCAUCGUGCAUAGCGACCUCGCCUCGCUAGGAGGCACGUUUUGGCCUCUUUGGUCACGAUCAACCUUUUGGCUGCAACCAAAGAGCGCGCCUCGUUCCUAUAGCAACCGCCCCAGGUCCACGCCUAGACGGCGAGUGGCAAGGGUCAAAAUAGAUUUCGCCCAGUAGACGCCCUCGACCUGUUCGGUUCUCGCCUUCAGUGCGAUAGACCUUUAAGCGUCACGUGACUCCCCUCGGGCUUGUCCCCGCCUCUUUCCCCUCCCCAGGCCCAGGCGAGCGCUGGUGUGGACGGGAAGCUCCCGGCCCGGCGAACUAACUGGAGCACGGACGCGGCAGCCGGUUGGGCUGGUGUACUUUCCCGGUAACUCCGUCCCGGCGUGACGCGCGGAACCGCGGACGCGGCGGGGCCAGGCCGACUCAGGGAUUUCCCCUCUGGAAAGGAAGAGAAAUGGAAGUGAGAAAGUUGAGCAUUUCCUGGCAGUUCUUGAUAGUUCUGGUUCUGAUCCUGCAAAUUCUGUCUGCGUUGGAUUUUGACCCAUACAAAGUCCUAGGGGUCAGCCGAACAGCCAGUCAGGCUGAUAUUAAAAAGGCUUAUAAGAAGCUCGCCCGGGAAUGGCAUCCUGACAAAAACAAAGAUCCUGGAGCAGAAGACAAGUUCAUUCAAAUCAGUAAGGCUUAUGAGAUUCUUUCAAAUGAAGAAAAGAGAUCAAAUUAUGAUCAAUAUGGAGACGCUGGAGAGAACCAGGGCUACCAGAAGCAGCAACAGCAGCGAGAGUAUCGCUUCCGCCAUUUCCAUGAAAAUUUUUAUUUUGAUGAAUCCUUUUUUCACUUCCCUUUUAAUUCUGAACGGCGGGACUCAAUUGACGAAAAGUAUUUAUUGCACUUUUCACAUUAUGUGAAUGAAGUGGUUCCAGAUAGCUUCAAGAAACCCUACCUCAUCAAGAUCACCUCUGAUUGGUGCUUUAGCUGCAUUCAUAUCGAGCCUGUGUGGAAAGAAGUCGUUCAAGAACUGGAAGAAUUGGGUGUAGGAAUUGGCGUGGUCCAUGCUGGGUAUGAGAGACGCCUGGCCCAUCACCUAGGGGCACACAGCACGCCCUCUAUCCUAGGAAUCAUUAAUGGGAAAAUCUCCUUCUUCCGCAAUGCAGUUGUCCGUGAAAAUCUGCGACAAUUUGUAGAAAGUCUUCUUCCAGGGAACUUGGUGGAGAAAGUUACAGGUAAAAAUUAUGUCAGAUUCCUUUCUGGCUGGCAGCAAGAGAAUAAGCCUCAUGUCCUUCUGUUUGACCAAACGCCCAUUGUGCCACUGUUAUACAAGUUGACUGCCUUUGCAUACAAAGAUUAUUUAUCAUUUGGAUAUGUAUAUGUGGGUUUGAGAGGGACGGAAGAGAUGACGAGGCGAUACAACAUCAAUAUCUACGCCCCUACCCUCUUGGUCUUUAAAGAACAUAUAAACAAGCCUGCCGAUGUUAUCCAGGCCCGAGGUAUGAAGAAGCAAAUCAUUGACGACUUCAUCACCCAAAACAAAUAUCUAUUGGCAGCCAGGCUCACCAGCCAGAAGUUGUUCCAUGAACUCUGCCCUGUGAGACGGUCGCAUCGACAGAGGAAGUACUGUGUGGUUUUAUUGACUGCUGAGACUACCAAGUUGAGCAAACCCUUUGAGGCUUUCCUGUCCUUUGCCCUGGCAAACACUCAAGACACAGUGAGAUUUGUGCAUGUAUACAGCAAUCGGCAGCAGGAGUUUGCCGGCACCUUACUACCAGACGGUGAGGCGUUUCAAGGGAAAUCAGCGGUGUCUAUUUUAGAAAGGCGCAACACAGCAGGAAGGGUGGUGUAUAAAACCCUGGAAGACCCUUGGACUGGGAGUGAGAGUGACAAAUUUAUCCUCUUGGGCUAUCUCGACCAGCUGCGUAAAGAUCCAGCUCUUCUGUCCUCUGAAGCAGUGCUUCCCGACCUGACCGAUGAACUUGCCCCUGUUUUUCUCCUUCGAUGGUUCUACUCUGCUUGUGACUACAUCUCAGACUGCUGGGAUAGCAUUUUUCACAACAACUGGCGGGAAAUGAUGCCCCUGCUGUCCCUGAUCUUCUCUGCCCUCUUCAUCCUCUUCGGCACUGUCAUCGUUCAGGCUUUCAGCGACUCUAGUGAUGAGCGAGAGUCAAGCCCUCCAGAUAAAGAGGAAGCCCAAGAGAAGACUGGGAAGACUGAGCCAAGCUUCACCAAAGAAAACAGCAGCAAGAUUCCUAAAAAAGGCUUUGUGGAGGUAACUGAACUCACAGAUGUAACAUACACCAGUAACUUGGUACGUCUGAGGCCAGGCCACAUGAAUGUGGUCCUCAUCCUGUCAAAUUCUACCAAGACCAGCCUACUACAGAAAUUUGCUUUGGAGGUCUACACAUUUACUGGGAGCAGCUGCCUACACUUCUCCUUCCUGAGUCUAGAUAAACACAGAGAAUGGCUAGAAUACUUAUUAGAAUUUGCUCAAGAUGCAGCUCCAAUCCCAAACCAAUAUGAUAAGCAUUUCAUGGAGCGUGACUACACUGGUUAUGUACUGGCUCUGAAUGGCCACAAGAAAUACUUCUGCCUCUUCAAGCCCCAAAAAACAGUCGAAGAGGAGGAAGCCAUAGGGUCGUGCAGUGAUGUUGACUCUUCCCUCUACCUGGGUGAAUCUCGAGGGAAACCUUCCUGUGGCCUUGGAUCCAGGCCCAUCAAAGGAAAGUUAAGCAAGCUCUCCUUAUGGAUGGAACGCCUGCUGGAGGGCUCCUUACAGAGGUUUUAUAUCCCAUCAUGGCCUGAACUAGACUGAGAGGAUUUUCAAAAGAGAUUUGAACUCUUCAGACUUUUUAACAUGCCCCUGUGAACAGGUAUUUUCAGGACUCAAACUACCACAAUGAACAGAGUAUAGAUUUUAGAUUGCUCUUCUAGAACCAUUGCUAGAAGAAUCUUUCCUUUGUCCUCUUCUAACCUAGGAAUGAAAAACACCACCAGUUUGAAUCCCCUAGAUCAAAAUCUUUUCCUCUGGGUUUUAUUUUUCCCCACUGAAUGCCACACCAUUGAAAAUAGACUGCUCAUCCCCUCUUCCUUUCUUGUCCCUGUCCCAUGCUCACCCCACCCUCCUGUCCUGUGUCUUGGAGAAGCACAGGGCUCCACCCUGCAAGCGGCAUCUGGCGGACCCUCAUGAGCCUGUCGUGCAGGCCGGGUCAUUGGCCCCUUCCCCAAUCCCGGCCCUGCUGUGCUGCUGCCAUGGCGCAUGCUCCUAACCCUGAACAACCCACGGCAGCUUCUAGCCCCGCAUCUGGAAAAAGGCCCCUUUCCAAGCAAUCUCACAUUUACUGGUUGUUCUGGGAGUAAGUGGCUAAACGUCUAUUUUGGGGGUAUCCCCCAACAACAGUUUGUUGGCCAGUUUGAAAAGGAAAGGAAUAAACGGGAGUUCUGCAUAUGAGUUCUCAAGAAAAGGAAAGGGAGGCUGAGCAGUGGCUGAAGCGAUGCAGCCUUGAGACACACUGAGCAUCCCAUCUGCCGCCCCAGCGCUGCUGGUAGCCAGGGGAGGGGUCUACACAGCGAGAAGUACUGUGAUGACUUUGAGCCGUUGACACGUAUGUUUUCAGAUGCCUUUCUGCCUCUUUCGAUUUUAGGGUAUGGAUAUUAGGAGCCAUAACUUGUAAUCUUGUUCUCUGAACAUAGAGAUAAGCUGCUAUAAAGCCAGUAGAUGUUAAACUGAAGGGAAAUUAUUCCCACCUCCUGUGAGUCAGGCUCAAGGAACCUCUUCAAUAGUGUCUCUUUAGUAAAAUACCAAACAUGUCUUUGUAUCAAGGAACUUAAAAUUUCUCAACAAUUGUAUUUUGAACACGGUUACCCUAAAAGUGCUGUCUCUUCAAGUCAUCUUUUGCAGGAAGUGAGCCAAGACUUGUUUUAGACUCCCAUUUUGCAAAAGGCUUACUUUCCACUUCUGGGCUAUAUUUUGAUGUCUCAUCUUCAUUGUUUUCACUCUUAACUUAGAGCUGCUUCACCAGUAUUGGGGUCAGACUGGCCAUCAGCACCUGAGCGUGCUGAGCUCCAGGUAUAGUGGACCCCAGGCUGGCUCAUACCAGCCAGUUAGAGAGCAUACCUUUUAUUUUUCAGGGCAGAAUGACCAAUGGUUCUGAGUUUUAGUUUGGACAGCUUCAAAGAGUGGUCUGUUCAAAUGUCAAAGCAAAGUGCCUUUGGUGGCUUUGUGAAGGAUGAAAAUCAGUGAUGGGACAUUUACUAAGUUA
Molecule: messenger RNA, 4268 nt
Organism: Pongo pygmaeus (Bornean orangutan)
Lineage: Eukaryota; Metazoa; Chordata; Mammalia; Primates; Hominidae
Gene: DNAJC16
Product: DnaJ heat shock protein family (Hsp40) member C16
Exons: 15
Coding region: 473-2821 (782 amino acids)
Source: RefSeq, a predicted model, not a curated record